Messenger RNA from Selaginella moellendorffii, 1383 nucleotides. Its product is annotated as pentatricopeptide repeat-containing protein At2g13600-like. Gene Ontology annotation, molecular function: RNA binding; protein binding. Gene Ontology annotation, biological process: RNA modification. The transcript has 4 exons. NCBI's taxonomy places the organism in Eukaryota, Viridiplantae, Streptophyta, Lycopodiopsida, Selaginellales, Selaginellaceae. The record is from RefSeq and is a predicted model, not a curated record. Bases 1 to 1383 code for a protein of 460 amino acids.
AUGAGAGCCACAGCGAGACGUGGUCUCCUGGAACGCGUUGAUACUGGGCUACGUAGAGAAUGGAGAAAGCAAGGUCGCUCUCGAGUUCUUUGGGAAGAUGGGCUGCUCGCCAAACUCUCGGACUUUCGUUGCUGCUGCCAAGGGCUGUGCGAAUCUAGCAGUGAAAGAGGAGGCCACCAAAAGAUGGUGAAGACGAAGAGCCUGGAGAAGGAGCUCGCUGUUCACGAUGGAGCUGUGAAAAGCCACUGCUGUGGAGAUAUCUUCCUGGGGAGCAGCCAAGUGACAGGCUUUGUGGACAACGGGGAAAGCGAGCUGGCUCUCGUGUUCUUCGAAGAUAUGAAGCUAUCUGGGUGCUGUCCAAGCUCUCGGACGUGUGUUGCUGCGCUUGCCGCCUGUGCGAGCUCGGCAAUGCGAGAAGAAGCGGUGGAUGUCGACGGUGAAGCUUCAAACAGCAGGUGCUGUGAGGACGUGUUCGUGGGGAACACUCUGAUCGAUAUGUACGCGAAGUGUGAGAAGCUAGAGGAAGCUCGCAAGGUCUUCGAUGGCAUGGCUGGCCGAUGUAAGUGGAGACAGCAAGCUGGCCUUGGAGGUGUUCUUUGGCAUGGCUCGGGAGAACGAUCCGGACGAGAGAACGUUUGUUGCUGCGCUCAUGGCCUGCGUCCACCUUUCAGCGUCCGAGCCACCUGUUCCGCGAGAAGAUGGAAAGCUAGUGCGAAUCCAGAGCCUAGAAAAGGGGAUGGAGAUUCAUUCUCUCGCCGCGAAGUUUGGACGCUGCGAGCACAGAUUUGUCGGGAGCAGCUUGGUGGACAUGCUGAGCUUUACAGGCGUGGGCUGGAAGACGAUCAAGUUGUGGGGAGUAAACUUCUACAGGAAGUGCGGAGUUAUGAGUGCGAGCACUUGUUUGGAUCUCUCGCAGUCCGAGAUAUCGUCGCCUGGAAUGCACUGAUCACAGGAUUCGGCCAACAGGGUGACACGUCGCGCAUGUUCGAAGCCUGUCGUGAGAUGCGAGAAGAUGGCGUGCGAGCAAACGCAAUCACGUUUGUCUCGGUCAUCACUGCUUGCAGCCACGGCGGCCUAGUUGAACGAGGCAGGGAGUUUUUCCAGGCAAUGGACCCGGACUCUGCGUCCUCGGGGCCUGCUGUAAGUGGAAGUGCGUUCGAGGCACUGACGAAGAUCGACGAGAAUGACUCGGCUGCGUACGUUCUGCUGGCGAGCAUCUACCGGAGCGCGGGGCUGUGGGAGGAUCAUGAUAAGCUCAAGACUAUACAGGAGGCGGCCUUGAAAGCGGAUAAGAAGAGUUCACUUCAUCAAGCAGUCGUGAUGGAUUACAAACUGGAAGGUAGAAAGGACGGCAGCAACAUGGUGGACGAGCUAGAGAUUUGA